UUCCUAAACUGCCACACUUGCAAGCUUUUGUCUGUGCCUCACGCCUCGCUGUCAAGCACGGGCCUCGCGCUGCUUUGCUGUUAGAUUUGCAUGGAGUCUAUUUUCGUCACGAAACUCAAAUAACCCAGUGAGUGCGUCUGUCCUGACUUUGCACAGGUGAUCUCCACUCAGAAGAGCUGCAGGUCACGCAGAUGCAGCUUCCCGGACUAACGUCACUGUGAAUACCCUGCGUGAAGUGGAAGGAAUGGGAAGAAGAGUGACACACGAGGUAGCGAAGGAAAAGGAGGACAAGGAUGUGCAAGAUGGCAUUCAAGACAGCCGUGAAGACCGUCACUCCUUGGAGGUGGACGGUGACGCAAGGCUAGCCGGAAUCACCACAUUUGAAGAAAUGAUGAGAAUGGCUGGAACACGAGGACCGUGGAAUAUUGCUAUCAUUAUCAUAUGUACUCUGGGAAAUAUUGCUGCCCCAACAAAUACCAUGACGUACCACUUCCUGGGUGCCACUCCUGACCAUUGGUGCUCAGUACAGCCACUCAUCGAUGCCAAUUGGACUACCGAACAAAUAAUCUCUCUUGCAAUCCCCACAAACAAUGCCACAGGAAAGUAUGAAGAGUGUCUUAUGAGGGACUAUGACUACCGUGGCGCAGCUGCACUGGGCUAUGAGACUACUUUGGUUAACCUGUCUGAGGCAGUGAUGGACACACAGGCUCUCAUCGCUUGCCCCUCCCGAACCUUUAAUCAUAGUCAGCACGCGGUAACCACCGUCACUGAGUGGGACCUGGUGUGUGACCGACGGUACCUGUAUUCCACGACGCAGACGGCGACCUUCCUCGGUCAUUUCAUAGGAUAUUUGUUUUCGGGACAUCUUUAUAAUGUGACUGGGCGGCGUCGUGGUGUGCUCAUCUCGUGUAUAGUGAACAUCAUUUCUAACUUCCUUGCUGCCGCUGCUCCUGAUGUUUACACCUAUAUAGUGUUGAGAGUAAUAAUACAAAUUACUCAAGCAAUGUGCUACAUCGGCUGCUUUAUAAUAGCCAUGGAAAUCUGCGAUGAGUCACAGAGGAAUGGCGUAGGUUCCCUAUUUCCACUACCGUGGGCAUUUGGCUGUAUGGUGGUACCAGGCAUCGCUUACUUGGUCAAACCUUGGAGGUGGCAGCAAGUCUCAUACUCUUUUCUUAGUUUGAUUACUCUCUUAUGCUGGUGAGUUCAGGCUCCAUUGUAGGGGAAACCAGGGCAAGUUGGCAACAGGGGUAAGUUGGCACAUUUAAAAUAAUUCCACUAUUUACCGCUUGAUAGCGUUGCUACUCACACCAGAUAAUCACCUCGUGGAGCCUCACUCAUCAACAUGAAGCCACGUUAGAAGGUUGUAUGACUUGGUUUGAGUGAGGAUAACUUUAAUUUUGAUGCUAUUUAACAAAAUUUUCACUCACUUAUAUUGUUGUAAGAUGCAUCUGGUUACAGAUGGUCAUAUUCAUUUUAGUCAUUAUUUUUCUUCAAGGACUGGUUACCCUUGAAAGAGAUCAUAAUAGGUUUCUUAAUAUAUACAAAAAUUAUUUGUUUAGAUUAGUGGUAUGGAUGAGGCAAGUUGGAACGAAGAAAAUGGGGGAAAUUAUCACAGCACCAACAAAAUAUGAAUAACAUUGGCCUAUUUAUUACCUAUC
Scylla paramamosain (green mud crab) is the source of this 1658-nucleotide messenger RNA. Its product is annotated as organic cation transporter protein-like. Gene Ontology annotation, biological process: transmembrane transport. Gene Ontology annotation, cellular component: membrane. NCBI's taxonomy places the organism in Eukaryota, Metazoa, Arthropoda, Malacostraca, Decapoda, Portunidae. The record is from RefSeq and is a predicted model, not a curated record. Bases 245 to 1201 code for a protein of 318 amino acids. Gene Ontology annotation, molecular function: transmembrane transporter activity. The transcript is spliced from 7 exons.